Messenger RNA from Gadus macrocephalus (Pacific cod), 1411 nucleotides. RefSeq lists its product as uncharacterized. NCBI's taxonomy places the organism in Eukaryota, Metazoa, Chordata, Actinopteri, Gadiformes, Gadidae. The transcript is spliced from 2 exons. The record is from RefSeq and is a predicted model, not a curated record. The coding region runs from base 241 to 1011 and encodes 256 amino acids.
ACAAUCUGUAAAAGAAAAAUAAUAGAUCAAUACAAAUGACACAUUAUUAAAAAAAUAAUCUUUGUUUUUCAGUGCCCCAACACCACAGAGGAGUGGAAGAAGGUGGCAAAGGGAUUCCAGGACCAGUGGCAAUUUCCUAACUGCCUUGGUGCCUUGGAUGGGAAACACAUCUCAAUUAUCCCUCCACCAUCCUCAGGGUCUACUUUUUAUAACUAUAAACAUAGCUUCUCAGUUGUGUUGAUGGCCCUGGUGGACAGCAACUACCGCUUCCUUUAUGUGGAUGUGGGGUGCAACGGCAGGGUGUCUGAUGGUGGGGUUUUCAGGGGCUGCUCACUCCAGCAGUCCCUUGAGCAGAAGACAGCCAACAUCCCCGACCCUGCACCACUUUCUGGUACAGAGCUGCUCUCACCCUACACCAUAGUGGCUGAUGAGGCUUUCCCGCUCAAGGAGUAUAUCCUGAAGCCCUACUCUAGCCGCGGCCUCACCCAGGAGCAGAGGAUUUUCAAUUACCGGCUUUCAAGAGCACGGAGGGUGGUGGAAAAUGCCUUUGGCAUACUAGCAAACCGCUGGCGUGUCUUCACCACAAAGAUCCACCUGCAGCCAGAGACUGUGGACAAGAUUGUCCUCGCCUGUACCGUGCUGCACAAUGUCCUACGUGACCAGUGUGGUGAUGGCUACACCCAGCUUCCCAGCGAGCGGGAUGGCCCUGGUGAACAUGGUCCAACCCUUGCCCAGGCUGCACUACCACGCAGCACAAACACCACUCUGCAGGCUAAAGGCUCGAUUCCACCGGAGGCGUACGCGCCGCGGUCACCGCUGCUGAUCGCUUCCACUAUAAUCAAUGAGACCAUUUCCACCGGGCGCGCCGCGGAACGUUUCAGCAGCGUCCCAGGAGCGGCGUGCCGCGCCGCGGCGCUAUCUUUCCGUCCAAUUCUAUUUUUGCCGCGAGCCGCUGCUAAACCGCGUCAAUUUCGACAGAGCAGGUCGAGCCGGGCAGGAAGUGAAAAGUAAAAGCCAUAGAGCAUCCGGUCAAUUUUCAAAAUAAAACACAAUACUCAGCUCAUGUAACUUCACAUCAACAUUAUUACGUCAUGACCGGUGGGUCUCAGAGGGUCGGCAACAUGGACGACGAGAGACUCAUUGUCGAAGUUCAGCAACAUGAAGUCAUUUAUGUACCAAAUCAUCCUUUUUAUAAGGAAAAUGUCAGAAAGGACAAAGUGUGGCAUUUAAUUGCAAUCGUUUUGGGAGUGGAAGGUGAGUACAUUAGGUUUAGGAUUAUCGCGUGAUCUCGCGUGAAUACGGCUGGCUCGCAAGGCAGCGCUACGCUGCCGUUACGCGCCCGGUAGGAAUGGACGCAGGGCAGAGGACGCAGCCGUUCCGCGGCGCGUACGCGUCCGGUGGGAUCCCGGUG